AUGUCACAAAAUACACGACUUUCAUACUCGGCCGCUGCAGGGUCCGCAGACAUUCCGAAGCCCCGACAAAACCCCAUCAAAGAGGCACAUGCAGACCAGUCUUCGAGCCACCAACAACAUGCUCCUCGCGAGCAACAACGGUACCAACACGGCAGAUCAGGACACAAGCGCACUCCUUCACCUUCACAUGUUCCCAAGACUUCAUCGGCUGAAGAUUCGGUCUAUGUCUUGACCCUUCUCACGGACGCAAAACACCAUCGUACCUUGACAGAGACACGAAAGAAGUACUUCCCCCCUCGGUUGAACAGACUUGAAGCCCACAUUACUCUGUUCCACGCACUACCUGGAAGCUUGCUCGAGGAAUCCAUCAAGCCAACCCUGAGAGAGAUUUCGAGCAAAACCAAUCAAUUCCAUCUCCUUGCAGCAACACCGUUUAGGCUCAACAAGGGUAUUGCUAUCGGCCUGCCUAAGUCGUCGGGCGGUGAUGAUGCGAGACAGGUUCAUCAACAGCUGAAAGCGGCAUGGGGAGACUUUCUCAGUCGCCAAGAUGCGGGUGGCUUCGCAGCUCACUACACCAUCAUGAACAAGGUCGACGAUGAGAAGGAAGUGCAAAAGGCAUUCGAGCAGGUUCAAGAUGAAUGGAAAGGUUGCCACGGUACAGUCCUAGGCUUGUCGCUUUUCAAGUACGACCGUGGAAACUGGGUGCAUAACGAGGACUUCAAGUUUGCAACAAGCCAAUGA
This is a messenger RNA of Aureobasidium pullulans EXF-150, 741 nucleotides long. RefSeq lists its product as uncharacterized. The transcript has a single exon. Bases 1 to 741 code for a protein of 246 amino acids. The record is from RefSeq and is a predicted model, not a curated record. Lineage: Eukaryota; Fungi; Ascomycota; Dothideomycetes; Dothideales; Saccotheciaceae.